CAAACUAAAGUGGAAUCGAUCAAGUCAGGUGCAAUUCGAUCGAGACGCAUUCAAGAACAUUUGAUUUUUAGAGAGAUCGUCGUUGAUCGUCGUCGGUGUCUCUUCUCUCCAUGAAGUGAUUUAGUCCGCAUUUUCUAAAGAAAAAUUUUGUUUAAAAAAUUCUACAAAUCUUCAAAGAACUUGUUCAAAUUUCAGCAAUUUCUCAUUUCCGAAGAAAAGAGAAAAAAAAGAAAUUACCAGAAGAAAAAAAAAAGUGAAGAGAAAUUUACCUCCUCAUUUUGUACGUACACGAUCGACAGCCAGCCAAACAGAAAUACAUAACGCUAACGGAGGACGGACGCGGCAACACACCAAGCCAAAAAGCCACUAUUAUCGCGACGCGGUGCGGUAGCAGAAGCAGCGUGUGUAGCAAAAUACACAGAUACACCAAGAAGCAAUAGCAGCAAAAAUUUGAAAAUUGUUAGUAGUUCUAGUGGGUCUGUGAAAGUGUAUAGGCGUCGUCGAUCUCGUCAUCUGUCCGAAAAAUACCGAAAAAGCGAAAAGUCUCUCUAUACAACAAACGAUCGUCGCUUUUCUCUGUCCCCGUAAUAGUUGUUGUUGUUGUCACUAACUACAGUUAGUUUAAUUAAAACUUUUUUUUUAAUUACACCACACCGUUAGACGACGAUCAUGUCAAAUCAGUGCAGAAGUUGCGGUCGUGACCUUAACAACAAUUAUAUCCCAUAUGCAAAUGCAUACGCAACAGCGAGCAAUUCGAGCGGUGAUCGCGAGUCGUCAAUAUCAUCGGCAGCUACGUCAUACAAUACCAGGUCAGCUGCGUCCAGUAUAGGUCCAAUGGGGAAAUUGUCACAAAUGGCCAAUGCCGCGUCACAGUCAGCGUCGGCGAUGUCAUCGACUUCUGUUGUAACCCAAACUCAGCUGACUGCAAAGGUGAUGUUUGGCACAGUGGGGGCCAUAAAGGAGCUCCGAGAAAAAGAGAAAUCUCGUCAGACUACGGCACGUGCCAGCGAUCGUAGAAAUUGAUAUAAAAUAAUUAAUUAGCAGCUGGUACGCUCAUAGGAUUUAGAUUUAUUAUUAUUAUUAUUAUUCACUCAUCAUGGAGACACACAUUGAGGACUAUAAUAUUAUAGUUUGUUUUUUUUUUUUUUUACUUGGGAUACUUUAUUUCUGGUCUUGACUGUUGGCUCAAGACCUAGCUAAAUGGGAAUGGCAAUACACAUAAAAAAUAAAUCGUAGGCCUUUCUCCGCAUAGAGAGAGACUAUGUUAUUUGUUUUUUGUUAAUUUUUUUU
Molecule: messenger RNA, 1290 nt
Organism: Episyrphus balteatus (marmalade hoverfly)
Lineage: Eukaryota; Metazoa; Arthropoda; Insecta; Diptera; Syrphidae
Exons: 1
Coding region: 670-1023 (117 amino acids)
Source: RefSeq, a predicted model, not a curated record